Molecule: messenger RNA, 1489 nt
Organism: Austrofundulus limnaeus
Lineage: Eukaryota; Metazoa; Chordata; Actinopteri; Cyprinodontiformes; Rivulidae
Gene: mdh2
Product: malate dehydrogenase 2, NAD (mitochondrial)
Exons: 1
Coding region: 113-1126 (337 amino acids)
Biological process (GO): tricarboxylic acid cycle; malate metabolic process
Cellular component (GO): mitochondrion; cytoplasm
Molecular function (GO): L-malate dehydrogenase (NAD+) activity
Source: RefSeq, a predicted model, not a curated record
UACUAGUCUUCCUGUUCGCUCGUGGGUAGAGGACGUUGGUGUCACAAAGGAGAGCGGCUCCCGAGGAGUUUUAAUAUUAUUUUGUAGUUAAACUACGUAAAUAAGAAACAAGAUGUUUUCCCGUGCGGUGAGACCUACCGUGAGCCUCGCUCGGAGCCUGUCCACGUCUUCGCGGCGUAACACCAAGGUGGCGGUGCUCGGAGCUUCAGGCGGCAUAGGCCAGCCGCUGUCCCUGCUCCUUAAGAACAGCCCCCUGGUGAGUCGCCUCAACUUGUAUGAUAUUGCCCACACGCCCGGAGUGGCCGCAGAUCUCAGCCACAUUGAGACGAGGGCCCAGGUGACCGGUUUCUUAGGCCCCGACCAGCUCGGCGCCGCUCUGCAGGGCUGCAAAGUGGUUGUUAUCCCCGCCGGCGUGCCCAGGAAACCGGGCAUGACCCGCGACGACCUCUUCAACACCAACGCCACCAUCGUAGCCACCUUGGUCGACGCCUGCGCCCGCAACUGCCCCGAGGCCAUGAUCUGCAUCAUCGCCAACCCCGUGAACUCCACCAUCCCCAUUACGUCCGAGGUCCUGAAGAAGCAUGGCGUGUACAACCCCAACAGAGUGUUCGGCGUCACAACCUUGGACAUUGUCAGAGCCAACACCUUCGUGGCAGAGCUCAAAGGUCUGGAUCCAGCUCGGGUCAACGUGCCAGUUAUUGGUGGCCACGCAGGGAAGACCAUUAUCCCCCUGAUUUCUCAGUGUGCACCUAAAGUUGAGUUUCCUCCUGAUCAGCUGGCCGCCCUGACCGAAAGAAUACAGGAAGCCGGCACAGAGGUGGUUAAAGCCAAGGCAGGAGCAGGAUCCGCCACCCUCUCCAUGGCCUAUGCAGGCGCCCGCUUCACCUUCUCCCUCCUGGAUGCCAUGAAUGGAAAGGAAGGUGUGGUGGAGUGCUCCUUUGUCAGGUCUGAGGAGACGGUGUGCAAGUACUUCUCCACACCGAUCCUGCUGGGGAAGAACGGCAUCGAGAAGAACCUCGGUCUGGGCACUCUGUCCGACUUCGAGCAGAAGCUGGUGGCCAAUUGCAUCGACGAGCUGCAGGCCUCCAUCAAGAAAGGCGAGGACUUUGUGGCCAACAUGAAAUGAGCAGGAGCCACGGAAUCGAAGUGAUGGAGAAUAUGUCUGGUCUUAAAGCAUCAGAAUAAUUUAAGAUCUGUCAGUGUUUCCUCUUCUUUGUUUUGUCAGUAGAAUCAUCUUUUUGUUAUUUAAUUUUGAGCUUUUUGAACAUGGCUUUAUUUUGUGAAUGUAACAUGUCUGUGGGUGUACUGUGACUUGUCUAAUUUUAUUUGCAGAUCUUUAAUUUAGAAAGUCAUCUGUAUUCAUAGCUGUCUGAAGAUUUUUCUGCUAAGUGAACAAGGAGGAAAUACUGUCUGCCUGCUGAUGUGAAAAGCGGUUAUUGUUUCAGAUAAGAAAAUAUUCACUCCACCAAUAAACAAUUUAGCUUCUGGA